AUGCCUCACAACGACCUGGAAGCAGUGACGUCGGCAGGAGGCGCGUCCUCGAUCGCGCAAGCUGAUAAGGAUCGCGACCUUGUUUUCGACCCUCAGUCCAAGUCACUCGAGAUUGAGAAGUCGAAAGCCGAAAAGCGCUUCCUGAGGAAACUGGACAUGAUCCUGCUCACCUACGGGUGUAUCUCUCAAGUCAUCAAGUAUCUGGACCAGACCAACAUCAACAAUGCCUACGUCUCUGGGAUGAGCGAUGAUCUCAACUUUACGGGCAACGAGCUCAACUAUUUCACCACCUACUUCAACGUCGGUUACUGCAUCUUCCUUAUCCCGUCCCAGAUCAUGAUCACCUGGUUCCGCCCCUCUCUGUGGCUUCCGGGGCUUGAGUUUGUCUGGGGCAUCUUCACUGGCUGUAUCGCGGCCUGCACGACCUCGUCCUCUAUCUACGGUCUGCGUGCCCUCAUCGGCAUGGCUGAAAGCUCGUGUUACCCCGGAACGGUUACGCUUCUUAUGGCAUGGUACACCCCUCUGGAGAUGGCCAAACGGAUUGGCUUUUAUCACUCGUGCCAAGCCGUCGGCUCAAUGUUGGCAGGAGCACUCCAGACGGCCAUCCACGAGUCCCUCGAGGGCAAGCAUGGUCUCAGAGGCUGGCAGUGGACGUUUGUGAUCAACUGCAUCAUGACCUGUUGCCUUGCUCUGCUGGGCCCUCUCAUGAUUCCUGACUUUCCCGACAAGCCCAACCCGCUUGCGUUCUGGAUCACUCCUGUCGAUCGCGAGAUCGCCAUGGCCCGUCUGGAGCGCUUCAAGCGCGUCGAUGUCAACCCUAUCAACUUGAAGACAUUUAAGCGUACCCUCAGCAACCCCUUCCUUUACAUGGCCAUCUACAUCUAUGUCGGCAUGCUCAUCGCCGUCUCGGGAAUCAACUACUUCCAGCUGUGGCUCAAGUCUUUGACAAACCCGGACGGCAGCAAGGUGUGGGGGAUUAGCCAGCUCAACGCAAUCCCUAUGGGUGGUUACGCCAUGCAAAUGGUCGGUAUUUGGUGCUUUGCGUAUGCGUCCGACUUCUUCAGGACGCGCUGGCUCAUUAUUCUCAUCAUCUGUCUCAUUGGAAUACCAAGCACUGUCAUCAUGACGGUGUGGAACGUUCCCAACUCUGCCAAGUACUAUGCCUAUUUCAUCCUCUUCCCUCUGCAGUCGCACGCUCCGCCGCUGUGGUCCUGGAUGAGUGACAUGCUCCCAACGGACGCCGAGCAGCGUGCCCUCAUUAUGGGUAUCUCAAUCACGAUGUACUACGCCAUCAACGCCUGGUCCAACGUCCUCAUCUUCCCCGCUGUCCAGGCCCCGCACUACAAGUACGGAUGGCCCGUCUGCCUUGCCCUUUGGGUCACGUCUGGUCUCGUCGUCUGCGGUAUGCGCGUUUACGACGUAAAGGUCAUCCGCCCCCGCAACUACCGCAAGGCGCAGGAGGCCCUCGAGGAGCAGCAGGUCGCGACGGCGCAGUACGUCUCAGCGGGCGACGCCAAGGACAACAACGUCAUGGUGCGCACUAAUUCGGUCAACUAA
This is a messenger RNA of Apiotrichum porosum, 1557 nucleotides long. RefSeq lists its product as uncharacterized. Bases 1 to 1557 code for a protein of 518 amino acids. Gene Ontology annotation, molecular function: transmembrane transporter activity. NCBI's taxonomy places the organism in Eukaryota, Fungi, Basidiomycota, Tremellomycetes, Trichosporonales, Trichosporonaceae. The record is from RefSeq and is a predicted model, not a curated record. Gene Ontology annotation, biological process: transmembrane transport. The transcript is spliced from 8 exons. Gene Ontology annotation, cellular component: membrane.